Molecule: messenger RNA, 5206 nt
Organism: Paramecium sonneborni
Lineage: Eukaryota; Ciliophora; Oligohymenophorea; Peniculida; Parameciidae
Source: the annotation of a GenBank genome assembly
AUGAUUAAUAAUACUUAUUAUGGAUCUAUUUAUAAAAAUGCCUUUGGAAUUCAGACUCAUAAAUUUAAAAUUUCAAAUUAUUAUCCAAAUUAGGGAUCUUAUUUAACAUAUUCCUCAAGGACAGAUUACGAUUUAAUUAUAUAUGUUGACAUUCCUAAAUAUCCAUUUAUAUUUUCAGCAAAAGGGAAUUAUACGUAAUUAUUCAUUUAUUAAUAAUAGUGAUGGCACAGCAGGUUGGGGAAUAUCUGAAAUUUAAAUUACUUCAGGAUAUUGUUCUUAAUAUUGUUUAUAGUGUGAUGUAUCGUUUAAAUGUAUUAAUUGUCAAAGUGGAUACUUCAUUUAUCAAGAUGGUAGUUGUAUUAGCUAUUGCUCAGCUCCAUAUUAAAAAUUAGAUGGCAUUUAAUGUUAUGAUUACGAUAAUGAAACACCUUGUAUCUUAUAUUAUUAUAUUUAGACUCUAAAUAUUUGAUAUAAGAAUAUAUAAAUGAUGCCACCUCCCCUGAAUAUUAUGGAUAAUAUACUUUAAUUUCUCAAAGUGGAAUAAACUUUUUAAAAGGAUCAGAUAUCUAUUAUUCAUAUUUUGGAGGAAUUACAGUUUUUGGAGGUCCUUUUGUAUGGGCUUAAGCUAAAUUCUAAAGAAUUCAUAAUAUUUAAUCUCCACAUCACAGUGUCUCUAUUGCAUUUUAUAUACUUUUUGGACCAUCAUUCCCUACAGAUGGUAGAUUUAUAUAUAAUAUUGAAAAUAAUCCAGUUGAGUCUAAAUUAAGUACUAGUAGUAGUCAUGGUUCUUAUUCUGAUGGUUCAAAAUACAUUAAGGUAUAUGAAAAAAUCAUUCAUUCUGCAAAUACAUUAACAAUCACUUGGGAAUGUUUUGGUUCAAAUAAUGAACCAGUUAAGGCUUAUUGUGGAUUCUACAAUUAUUAUAUUGUUGUUCACAAUUGCUAGCCUUAUUGUUAGUCAUGUUUAAAUUAUUAUUCAUGUGAUUCAUGGAACUAUUAUGAUUCUACCAUUAUUUCAUUAUCUUAAACACAAUGUUCAAACAAUUAAUAUUAUGAUAAAUACUUAGUAAGAUGUUUAGAUUGUCCAGCAUCUUGCUAAACAUGUACAUCAAAAAUAGAUUGUUAAACAUGCAAAUCAACUUAUACUUAACCUAAAUUAGGAUGUAUAUGUACAAUGAAACAAUAUGAAGAUUCCAAUCAAUGUUUUAAUUGUCCAAUAGAAUGUAAUUAAUGUUUAAGCCCUACUUAUUGCAUAGAAUGUUUGUAUAGUAAUAAUAGACAAUUAAUAAAUGGGAAAUGCGAUUGUAUUGAUGGAUAUUAUCCAAUUAUGUCGAAUCCUUAAUGUAAGUAAUGUCAUUAUUUGUGUAAAACUUGUAUUGGACCUUCUUCUGAUGAGUGUUUAAGUUGCAAUAAUAUUGGAAAUAUUCAACAAGUAGGAUCAACAUGUAGUUGUCCAAUCGGUUAAGCUUAUUAAGAUAAAAUAAAAGCCUGUUCUUCUUGUCAUUCAUCAUGCUUAGCUUGUUUUAGAACAACAAUUGAUGGUUGUUUAACUUGUGAACAUACAUUAAAUAGAAUAUUAGAAGGGUUACGAUGUAUAUGUGCACCUGGUUUUUAUGAAUCAAGUAAUAUUUGUACAAGUAUACAUAAUAAUGAUAAUUAUAGAUUGUCCAAAUACAGAAGAUUCAUCCCUAAGUCAGUGUUAUAAAUAAUGUAAUAAUAAUUAAUAAAUUUGGCAUACUAUUACUUGUAAUUCUUGUGAUAUUGGAUUUUAAUUAGUAUCUGGAGAAUGUCAACCUAUUUGUGGAGAUACACAAAUAAAAGGAUAUGAAUAAUGUGAAGAUAAUAAUACAAUCUUUAAUGACUUAUGUUAUAAUUGUUAAUUUUAAUGUCCAGCUCAUUGUAUAACUUGUAAUUAAUUUACUGUAUUACCUUGUCCAGAUACUUGUGGAGAUGAAAUAAUUAGUGGAAUUGAAGAAUGUGAAGAUGGAAAUACAAUUUAAUAUGAUGGAUGCUAUAAUUGUUAAUAUUAAUGUUAACCUUAAUGCACAAAGUGUAUAAAAGGAUAAUGUAUUGAAUGUUUAACUGGUGGUUGGCAUAUUGAUAUAACAGUUACUCCUUGGUAAUGUAAAGAAGUAUGUGGAGAUGGCAUGAUAGUGGGAAGUGAAUAAUGCGAAGAUUUUUUUUCAUUACCAUAUAAAGGCUGUUAAAAUUGCAAACCAAGAUGUCAAAAUUCUUGCUUUAUUUGCGAUACUACUGGACUUGGUUGUCUAUCAUGUAAAUUUGGAUACAAUAGAAUUAAUUAUACUUGUUAUUCAGUUUGUGGUGAUAAAAUAUUAACUGAAGAAGAAUAAUGCGAUGAUGGUAAUUUAAUAAUAGGAGAUGGAUGUCAUUUCUGUUAAUUUAGUUGUUAAGAUUCCUGUCUUAAUUGUAUUUAAGGAGAUUGUUAUGAAUGUUAAGAAGGUUAUGAAUUUGAAAAAUUUGAAUUAAGGUGCAAUUUAAUAGUAUCAACUUUGAGUUUUUGUCAAUAUUAACUUAAAUUAUUUCCAGAUUUAUAUUGCAGUUAUUGUUUUGAGUAUUGUGAAAUUUGCAAUGAAAACAAAUGUAUAAUUUGUUAAAAUGGCUAUUAUUUAGAUAUUAAUUUUUCUUGUAUUUCAAAUUAUGGGGAUGGAAUAGUUGUAAAAAAUGAGGAAUGUGAAAAAAUCAAUGUUAUAAUAGAAUAUGAAUAUUAAGAAUGUUUAUUUAAAUGUUAGAGAGAAUGCUUAAAUUGUAUAGAUGGAGUGUGUUUUGCAUGUGAAGAAAUAGGAUGGGAGAUUGAUAUAAUUUCUAGAGGGUGCAAACCUAUUUGUGGAGAUGGUUUAGUUGUUGGAAAAGAGUAAUGCGAUGAUGCCAAUGAAAUUGACGAAGAUGGAUGUAGUUAAUGCUAAUAUCUAUGUUAACAAUAAUGUACAAAAUGCUAUUUAGAAUUUUGUUUAGAAUGCAACUUUUAAGGUUGGUAUUUAUAUGAAAAUAUUUGCAUAACUAAUUGUGGAGAUGGUAUUAUAGUAGGAGAUGAAUAAUGUGAUGAUCAAAAUACAAUUCAAUAUGAUGGUUGCUUUGAUUGCAAAUUAGAAUGUUAACCUUCAUGCACAGAUUGUCGAUAUGGAAUAUGUUAUGAAUGUGGAAUUUAGGGUUGGGAAAUAAAGAAUUAAUUCUGUUUACCAAUUUGUGGUGAUGGAGUAAUUAUAGAAGAUUUAGAAGAAUGUGAUGAUGGAAAUAUUAUUCCAUUUGAUGGAUGCUAUGAAUGUUUAUAUGAAUGCUAAAUUGGAUGUCUUGAGUGCUAAUAAAAUUAAUGUCUUAAAUGUUUUGAUGAUUUAUAUGAAUUGGAUGUCAAAUCAUCAUAAUGUGUUUAAGUAAAUUUGAAUAUCAACAAUUAAGAUACUAAUUAGAUAAAUUUAGAUAUAAUACAAUAUAUAAAUUUAAGAUGUGGAGAAGAUAAGUAACUAGUUGAUAAUAAAUGUGUAAGUUUAUGUGGAAAUGGAUUAGUUGAUGGCAAAAAUGAAGAAUGUGAUGAUGGAAAUUUAAAUGGAGGUGAUGGAUGUUCUUCUUUUUGUCAUGUAGAAGAUUCAUAUUAAUGUGUAAAUUAAAAUGGUUCAUUCAGUUUAUGUACAUUUAUUUUGGCUCCAGAAUUUAAUUUGAAAAUACUUUCUGAUAUAUCUAAUCCAAUUCAAAUUGUAGAAUUAACUUUUAGUUAAUAAGUUAAAGCUCUGGCAGAAUUACCACUAGAAGAAAUUAUGGUGUUUGUUAUUACUCCUCAAACUAAACAUGAAUUAAUACUAAGAGUCUUUUCUAAUAUAACUAUUAAUCUAAGCAACCCUAAAUAUUAGGUGCAAAUUGAAUUUUUUGAAUCUGUAUCAAACCCUGUUCUCGAAGUUUAUACUGAUAAAACUAUGAUAUUUAACUCGUUUGAGUAAAGUUUAGAUAUAAUAGAAAAAUAAAUUAAUCUCGGAACACCUUAUGUACUACCAGAAUCUACAAAACAACAAUUAACUUCCAUUGUUUAAUUAAACGAUGUCAUGAUGUAUUCUAUGGCAAGUAUAUCUAGUUUAGCUUUGUUAACAGGAAGCACAAUUAUGUUUUUCAAUUUAUUAGAUUUAUUAUAAUCCUUAUCUUAUAUGAAGUUUAUGCAAUACUAAUUUCCUCCUCAUUUAACAAUAUUUUUGAAUACAUACACCAAAGUCUCCUUAUAACCAAUUUUCGAUUAUUUUGAAACAGAUUAGUAUUUGAGAAAGUUAAAAGGUGAGAGUACAUCAAAUUAAGUUAAUCAAAAUAAAGAUCCUCAAAAUACUUUUAACCAACAUUAUUUAUUCAAUGCAAAAAGUUGCUAUUUCUCUAUUAUAGCUUCACUUUUAACUUACAUCAUUUAUUGUCUUUUAGUUUCUUAAAGAGUAGAAAGACUAUUUUUCAAGCUCUCCAAAAAAUUCCGAAUUAAAUUGAUAAUAUAACUUGUUCUAUUGUUUUAAAAAUAAAUCUAAAUGAAGUGUUUAAUAUUAAAAAUUGAAUAUUUUUCUCUUGGAAUUUUUAAGGUAUACUAAGCCAUUUUACAUUAAUUUAUGUUCAGCGUUUUGGUAUAAUUUCCAAAUUACAAAUUUGAUACUCCAUUUGAAAUUUUCAACAGCAUUAAUGCUAUUUUAGGAUUAUUAUUUAUUGUUAUAGCUAAUAUUCCCUUACUAUCAAUUACUUCAUCAAAAAUCAAAAAUUUAAGGAAAUGGAAGUACUUUUAUCAUGAAUCUAAACCACACUUUUGGGCUCUUCAAUUUAGACCAUUUUUAAUUUACAGAAUUUUAUUCUAUAUAUUAAUCAUUGUAAAAUUAAUUGAUUACCCUGAAGCAUAAUCAAUUUUACUUUCUAUGCAAUCAUUUUUUUUUUUAAUUUACUUAAUCAAAUUUAAACCAUAGAAAUGUGUGUUUGAAAUGAUAAAAUUAAUGUGUAGAGAGUUUUUAUUAAUAAUAAUAACAGGGUCAUUUUUAAUUUAUAGUUUUGAAUUUAGUUAAGAGUAUUUCCUAAUUUUUGGUUGGAUUCAUAUUGGUUUGUUUUGCAUUAUUUUGGUGAUCAAUUUACUUUUAGAUGUGCUUUAAUAAAUUCUCAAAACAUAUGAUCGUUAUUGUUAAAAGAAGAAAAAGUAAAGGAGAAAAGAAAUGAUGAAGAAAUUUUAUCUCUAUCAAUUAUGA